Exophiala spinifera is the source of this 1815-nucleotide messenger RNA. RefSeq lists its product as uncharacterized. Gene Ontology annotation, cellular component: membrane. NCBI's taxonomy places the organism in Eukaryota, Fungi, Ascomycota, Eurotiomycetes, Chaetothyriales, Herpotrichiellaceae. The coding region runs from base 1 to 1815 and encodes 604 amino acids. The transcript is spliced from 3 exons. The record is from RefSeq and is a predicted model, not a curated record. Gene Ontology annotation, biological process: arachidonate metabolic process.
AUGGAACAUGAUAACAAUUUGCGGCGAAAAGACACUACAAAGGGCCCGCCACUGCGCAUCCUUUCCCUGGAUGGCGGCGGUGUCCGCGGUUAUUCGAUGCUCGUCAUCCUUCAGGAAUUGAUGCACCGAGUCUACGUCGAGUCCGAGGGCAAGCCACCGAGCAGAGAGGCCACACCGAAACCAUGCGACUAUUUCGAUCUCAUCGUCGGCACGGGCACCGGCGGGCUUAUUGCCAUCAUGCUGGGACGACUUCGACUUGACCUGGAAACGUGCAUGAGCGUCUACGUGCGAAUGACCAAGAGAGUCUUUGAGACGGACAAGACAAUAGCCGGGAUCCCAUACAAACAUACGCUUUUCAAGGCGUCGAAACUGGAAGAGGCCAUUCGAGAAUGUGUCAGAGAUCACACCGUGUUCGAGGACGAGGGCAACGAUGGAACCGCCGAGGGUGGCCGCGAGUUCGGCGAUCUGAGCAGCCCCAUCAGCACGGCCGGUGCGAUUCCUCCGAGACGGUCCAUGAGCAUCAGGAGUAACAACUCAAUGUCCAUGUCGAGUCCGUCCGGCGUAAGGAAUUCAAUCAUUUCACCUACGUUUAACGGCUGGGGAAAUCCAAAUGCGAGUUUGUACGACGGACGAGAGAACAGAACAAAGACUGCGGUAACGGCGGUGUUUAAGGACACUCCAAAGAACGGUUCGUCGGUUUUGUUGAGAUCGUACGAUUCGAGAAAAGAACCCCCUCCCGAGGUCAAUUGUACUAUCUGGCAGGCCGGACGGGCCACCUGUGCUACCGGUCUGGCGUUCAAGCCUAUUCAAAUUGGCCAGAGCGUCUUUAUCGACGACGGUGCCGGACAAUAUAAUCCUGCGGUGACUGCGUUGGACGAGACGCUGAGCGAGUGGCCUGCUCGGGAAAUCGGCGUCUUUGUCAGUGUGGGCACCGGCAAGCGGCCCGAGAACAGUGGCGUCCCGGAGCAUGAGUGGUGGGAGGAUUUCCUCGGUGGCAGUAUGGGCAUGUUCGCCGAGGCCAGACGACGGCUCAUUGCGAAGAUUGAAGCCUGCGAAGUCACCCACCAACAAAUGAUCAAGACCGAGUUGCCCAAACGUGGUGUUCCACGGGAGGUUUACUACAGAUUCAACGCCACUAGUUCCGUCGGAUCUGUGGGCAUGAAUGAAUGGGCUGCUGUAUCGACGAUUCAGACAAAUACCCGGAAAUACUUGCGACAAGACGACACCCAGAGACUGCUAGGGGACGCGGCGCUGAAGAUGGGCAAGAUCGAAAUCAUGAAGAGACGAUAUGAGCGAGGUGACACACACACCAGAGGCUCGAGCUGGUCAUAUCGACAAAAACCACAGCCGCCAGCGCCACCUGUUGCACCAGCGCAUCCUGGAGCGAUCGAACUUCCGGCGCAGGACGCCUCGUCUUACACCCCUACACAGCAUCCUCGGAUCCCAGGCAUGCCACCUUAUCCGAACGACGAGUAUGCUUCGUCCCAGGACAAAUUCAGUCUUUUGCCUGGAGAUACGAACUCGUCGCGUGUGUCCGGAGACCUUCCGUAUCGCGGCGCACGUGAUGAGAAGAAUGUGUAUCAGCCGCCUCCUGUUUCUUCGCUACCGGCGCACAACUACAAUCCCUCCGAACCACCGCCACGGCCACCGAAGACUCCGAUUGACGACCAUGCCUUUCCCGUGCGGCAGCGUACCUCGCCCAUGGCCACCGGCAGGACAAAUGGCGUGCCUAGACCGCCCUAUCCGCUGGACUACGAUGCAGGACCGCCGCCGAUGGUGAGUAAAUUGAGGAAGCCGGAGUAUAUACCUGAAUGA